Cicer arietinum (chickpea) is the source of this 893-nucleotide messenger RNA. RefSeq names its product ubiquitin-conjugating enzyme E2-17 kDa-like. The record is from RefSeq and is a predicted model, not a curated record. Lineage: Eukaryota; Viridiplantae; Streptophyta; Magnoliopsida; Fabales; Fabaceae.
UUUAUUAUCCCUUUCCCCUAACUCAAAUCAAAUCCCACUCUUUCUUUUCUUCUUCAAUUCAAUCAACGCCUUUUCAAUUUCAACCCUCUCUCAAUUUUCUCAUUCCCUUCUACACGUUUGAUUUAUUUUCCUUUCUCUCUCUGAUUUGAGUAUGGCUUCGAAACGCAUCUUGAAGGAACUCAAGGAUUUGCAGAAGGAUCCUCCUACAUCAUGCAGCGCAGGUCCAGUUGCUGAGGACAUGUUUCACUGGCAAGCGACAAUCAUGGGACCUGCUGAUAGCCCUUAUGCAGGUGGUGUGUUCUUAGUUUCGAUUCAUUUUCCUCCAGACUAUCCAUUCAAACCACCAAAGGUUGCAUUUAGGACUAAGGUAUUCCACCCAAACAUCAAUAGUAACGGAAGUAUUUGUCUUGACAUUCUUAAAGAACAGUGGAGCCCAGCAUUAACCAUUUCCAAGGUCCUUUUGUCGAUUUGCUCAUUGUUGACGGAUCCCAAUCCCGAUGACCCACUUGUGCCUGAAAUUGCACACAUGUACAAGACCGACAGGACUAAGUAUGAAGCAACUGCUCGCAGCUGGACACAGAAGUAUGCCAUGGGAUGAUUCCUCCUGUCAUCCGUUUAAUGCAACUGGCUAUUCAUGAUUUAUGUAACACAAAAAGAUAUUUUGAAUGAUUGCUUUGUUAUUGUUGUCAAUGGAACUCAACCAUGGCAAGGGAGAAAUUUAUUAUCAUUUGUGAAUAUUUUGAGACCUUUGAUGCAAACAUCAUCAGAUUGUGAGUAACAGACUUUACUAUUAUGCCUUUGCCAAUACCAGGUCAUUUAUAUGGUGAGAAGGGUUCAGAAUUUUUUUUUGGUUACUUUCACUAUUAAAUUUAUGGGUCGAUGAUUUUGGUUCA